Insectozyma verbasci is the source of this 1038-nucleotide messenger RNA. The record is from the annotation of a GenBank genome assembly. NCBI's taxonomy places the organism in Eukaryota, Fungi, Ascomycota, Pichiomycetes, Serinales, Debaryomycetaceae.
AUGACUUCAAGUACACAAUUUGAUGCAGAUUAUAACUUAUUAGAUAUGUUUUCAUGCGAUAUGGAUUUUGAACAAGCUUAUUCAAUGUAUAAUAAUUUACAACAAAACAAAUUAAUGGGGUCUUUUGAAGAUUUACAAAAAGUACAAAUGUUAAAUCAACAAUAUACUACAAAUAUACCACCAUCCCAAGCCCAAAAUACAGACUAUGAUUAUGGAAGACAACAAAUUAUAAAUAAGAAUUACCAGAUGCAUACACAAGACUCAUUUGAUGAAUUUGAUCAAUUUUUCACUAAUAAUGAAUCAAAUGCUUUGGAAAAAUUUUUAGAUAAUUUAGCCAAUCCAAAUUCAUUAUCAACAAAUCCAUUACAAUUUUAUAAGCAAAAUUUAUCACAACAACAUUCACCAAUACUUAAUAAUGAAUUAGAUUUUAAUUUUGAUUUACAUACUAUGAAACUACCAAAAAGAAAUGAAUCAACUACUUCUGACUCCUGUAUAAAUUUAAAGAAAGAAUUAACUGAAGCAUUUACAAACCCAUCUCAUCAUUCAAAUUUUCAUAAUCAAUUACCGACACCCGUUGAUUCAAGAACAAAUUCAUCAAAUCAAUUAAUUACACCUCCAACAUCAGGUGAUGAAUUGAGUAUUAAUAAAAAUAAAAGACAUAACAGUUCAGAUGAAGAUGAAAGUGAAGAAGAAGGAAAAGAAUCAAAAGAUGAAGCUCCAAAAAAACGUAGAAGAUCAUCAAAUAAACCAUUAUUAUCAUUAGAACAAAAGAGAUUAAAUCAUUCACAUUCAGAACAAAAAAGAAGACAAUUGUGUAAAUUAGCGUAUCAAAGAUGUCUUGAAUUAAUAAUAAAUAUAGAUGCCUUUAAUAAAUUACCUGAAUUAAAUGAAGCAGAAAGGAAAUCAAAAAGAGCAAGAGUUAAUAAAGAUGGUUUACCCAAUUUAUCUAAACAUAAUGCAUUGAUUAGAAUUUCAAAUGAAAUGUUGACUAUAAAAUCAAAAAAUGACGCUUUAAAAAAAUUAUUAGAAAGUAGUUAG